AUGAGUUUAUGGUCAAAUGCCACCGUUCCGUUAAAUUUGUCGGACUUUGGCAACACAACAACAUCAAUCAAACCCGAGAUCAACAUUCCAGGGCUAAACGUGGCGGAUCCAUUAUUGAGUCAGAUUGUCACUUCAAAAAACGCUUUGGCCUUGCUUGAGUCGAGUCUACCUGCAAAUAUACCUAGCGAAGUAGAUAACGGCGGCGACGAAAAUACCAAAGUCGUUAUUCAGCUUCUCCAAGGGGCCUGUGAUGGCGACUUGGUCACUAUCGAGAGUAUACUCAGAAAGCACCCUGAUUUGGUCAAUGAAUUGUUCCCAACUAAAAGCGCAGGAGUUUCCGCUCUAGUAUAUGCCAUUUGCUUCAACCGAGAAGAUAUAGUAGAAACUUUGGUGGAAAAUCAUCAAGCAGACCCCGAUUUGAAUGACACCAUUGUCACGUAUACGCCACUAAUGUGGGCUGUGUAUCUUGGACAGUUGGAAAUCAUCAAGUUGCUAUUGAAUAACCAAGCAGACCCCUAUUUGAGUCCCCGCCAGGAUGGCAAAAAUGCAAUAUCCUUGAUAAAUCCUGAAAGACAAGAGAUUGUUGCAUAUUUCAAGUCGCACAAUCUUUUGAACAAGUCCAUUAAUGGGCAAAAUGAUGACGAAGUUUACAAAAUCAACACUUUUCUACCACAAGAUGGGCUUGGGUUUGAAGAUGAUUUACUGACAAAGCUAAAGCUCCACACUAUAUCAGGUACAAUUGACGACGAAGCUGCAGACCAAGAAGACGUUGUCAUUGAUGGCGACGAUGAAAUUGCCCUUGCUCAAGAUGCCGUGAUCCCUAGACUACAAGAGUUUGACUAUGAUAAACUACUACCGGAAGAAUAUAUCAAAUUUACCGAUAGUGACAUCCCUUCAUUGAUUAAUUAUAUUUUCAAAUUGCGGUCAAACACAAGCUAUCAGCACAAUACAAGAAUCCCAGCUGCGAUACUUUUCCAAUUGGUGAGGUAUGCCCAUUUGAAAGUAGAAUCGGAGGAGCUUACCAAUUUCUUAUUCGAUUGCUUCACGGCUCGACUUCGUACAGUCACCAAUACCAAGUCGGGAGCUUUCAACAUGGCAUUGCAAGAUGACACGAGUGCCAUGGGUGCAGGUGACAUUGUACUCUUGAGCUACUGGCUAUCUUCAUUGCAAUUUUUGCAUUUCUAUUUCAGCAAGGGUAAAACUUACCUCAAGUACCCUCGUUUUCUACAAGAAAUGAUCAAUCUUGUUCAAUCACUCAUUGCCACAUUAUCGUUUUCAGUCAAUUCCCGCUUGAAUCUUUUGGUUGGCGACUGCAUGUUGAAUUUCACUAGCUUACUCGAUGUCUCCAGCACAUUAUACGCCAAGGAUUGGAACCUCUUUAAAAAUAAAAAGCAUCCCAACAACUAUGACGCCAUCAUGAACACUUUAUACCCACCUACUCAAGCCGACUUGAUGAAACCGUCUCCCUUGCGCUAUAUCCAAGUAUUGGGAGCUCUAGACUAUGUCUUGAAAAUCCACAGCGUGGACAAUUUGAUCCGCAUACAAACUUUUUCACAGGUAUUUUAUUACAUGAAUUGCAUUAUUUUCAACAACAUCAUUGGACUGAGCAAAUACUGCACGCGGUCCAAAGCAGUGCAGAUUCGACUAAACCUUUCUGCUAUUGAAGACUGGUUGCGUUCUCACAAUUUGAAAUUCCCCAAGCCUGACACCAUUGGCGGGUUGGAUAAGUUGAUUGGCGGAGGUGGUGUUGGCGAAGCCAAUGGCAAUGCCCAAUUACACAACUACCUCAAAACCGACAAGAGUCUUCUGCUGAAGAACCCGCAAAGCUUGGAGUUUUACUAUGCUUCCUUAUAUCACGUGGGCAAGAACCAAUUACAACCAACCAUUGAACUUCUUCAAUGGUUGCAAUGCAUGUCUUCUUUGAAAGACCAGGAGAGCUUGAUCAACACCAUUAACCAAUUUGACUACUUGAACUACUACCAGUUGUAUAAAGUUGCCAACAAGUUGUACAAGUACGAAGUUGAAGAGCCCCGUUUAGCCAAGAGCUUGACAAGUUUCUUGAAACUGUUGAUGAAUGAACAAGGAGAACAGCAGGUUUCGAGAAAUUUCCAACACUAUAUGACGCAGUCAACAUUUCUUUCAAAGGAAGUUUAUGUUUAUCUCAAUCCAAACUAUAUUUUCGAUGUCGCGUUGCCUAACCUUGCCGAGUUGAUCAAUAGCUACGGCUCGGGAAUCGGCGGUGUUCGUGUGUUGAGAAGCAAAAAAUACCAGCCUUCUCUUCCCAUUAGUAUCGUCGACGAUAUCGACGAGAUUAUUACUGAAAACAGGAACAUGGAGAUGAAUGAUAGCUUUGACUAUGAAAGGGAGAAAACAAAGAAAGAUGGGCAAGAUAAUCAAGAUGAGAAUCAAGAAGAAGAAGAAGAAGAAGAAGAAGAAGACGAACAGGAGAAGGAGAAGGAAAAUCAGCGUCUGACAGCGGGAAGCAGGUUUGAAACAAUAAAGGGCGAUGAGUUGUUCAAGCAAGUUCAAUUACCAAACUCGUUGAUGCAUAAGGAAUGGGGCUCCACAAGCAAAGAAGACUUUGAGACAAAUCCUUGGUAA
This is a messenger RNA of Lodderomyces beijingensis, 2601 nucleotides long. The record is from the annotation of a GenBank genome assembly. Lineage: Eukaryota; Fungi; Ascomycota; Pichiomycetes; Serinales; Debaryomycetaceae.